Messenger RNA from Chanos chanos (milkfish), 3978 nucleotides. RefSeq names its product RAS guanyl releasing protein 3 (calcium and DAG-regulated) (gene rasgrp3). Lineage: Eukaryota; Metazoa; Chordata; Actinopteri; Gonorynchiformes; Chanidae. Gene Ontology annotation, molecular function: calcium ion binding; guanyl-nucleotide exchange factor activity. The record is from RefSeq and is a predicted model, not a curated record. Gene Ontology annotation, cellular component: plasma membrane. Gene Ontology annotation, biological process: Ras protein signal transduction. The transcript is spliced from 17 exons. The coding region runs from base 226 to 2403 and encodes 725 amino acids.
GAAUGCGUGUGUGUGUUUUUGAGGACAAGCAACCUGUGUGGACUAAAACCGGACCAAGUCGUGCGUCUCACACCUGCACUAAGCUACAGAAACAGUGGAGUACACAGUGCACAAAGAGUGAGAGGACUUCACCAGACAAGAAACAGGCGGAGGACGGAAGAGGGUGUGGUUUUGCUCGAUGGCAUUGAGACCAUCUCUGCAGUGACGACAGAGUGGUAGGUGGUUAUGGGGUCGUUCAUGCUGGGGAAGGCCGCUUCCCUGGAGCAGCUGCUGGAAGCGUGUAUCAAUGCAUUUGACGAUGAUGGAGAGCUGCAUGGGAAUCAGCUCCCUCGGACCCUCCUUCUCAUGCACCGCUGGUACGUCACAUCUACGGAACUUGCCGGAAAACUACUCAUGAUGUACCGUGACUGCCAGGGAGACGACUGCCAGAGGACAAGACUGAAGAUCUGUUACUUGAUGAGGUACUGGAUAGUUGAGUUUCCUGCUGAGUUUGAUCUGGACCUGGGUCUGAUCCGCCUCACAGAGGAAUUCAGAGAUGUAGCUGCACAGCUGGGCUGUGAGAAACACUUCAAACUCAUUGACAUAUCUACCAUCCCCUCUUACGACUGGAUGCGGAAGCUAACCCAGAGGAAGAAGCAGGUGAAAAAAGGCAAAGCUUCACUCCUGUUUGACCACUUGGAGCCUAUGGAGCUGGCUGAGCACCUCACCUUCCUGGAGUACAAGUCCAUCAGGAGGAUAUCGUUUACAGAUUACCAGAGUUAUGUGAUCCAUGGCUGUCUGGUGGAUAACCCCACACUGGAACGCUCUAUCGCUCUCUUCAAUGGAGUCUCCCAGUGGGUGCAGCUGAUGGUGCUAAGUAAACUCACACCUCAGCACCGUGCCCACGUCAUCAGCAAGUACAUCCACGUGGCACAGAAACUCCUGCAGCUGCAGAACUUUAACACCCUGAUGGCUGUGGUUGGAGGCCUGAGUCACAGCUCCAUCUCUCGGCUUAAAGAAACACACUCCCACCUCACCCCUGAUGUCACCAAGAUGUGGAGUGAGAUGACAGAGCUGGUGUCGUCUAAUGGGAACUACUGCGCGUACCGUAAAGCAUUCAGUGAAUGUGAGGGCUUUAAGAUCCCAAUCCUGGGUGUGCACCUGAAGGAUCUCAUAGCUGUGCACGUUGUCUUUCCUGACUGGGCGGAGGAUGGGAAGGUGAACAUUGUUAAGAUGCAGCAGCUCUAUCUGACCUUUAAUGAACUGGUGUCGCUGCAGAGUGCCUCAGCACAGGUGGAGCCCAACAUGGACCUCAUAUACUUACUCACACUGUCUUUGGACCUAUACUACACUGAAGAUGAGAUUUACGAAUUGUCUCUUCUCAGAGAACCACGCAACCCUAAAUCACUGCCCACCUCACCUACGACCCCCAACAAACCACUAGCCCCUCUUGACUGGGCGUCAGGAGUGACCACGAAGCCAGACCCCUCAGUGGUAAACAAACACAUCAGGAAAGUGGUGGAUUCUGUGUUUCGUAAUUACGACCAUGACCACGAUGGCUACAUUUCCCAGGAGGAUUUUGAGAGUAUUGCAGCAAAUUUCCCUUUCCUGGAUUCGUUCUGUGUGCUGGAUAAGGAUCAGGAUGGAUUGAUCAGUAAGGAUGAGAUGAUGGCGUAUUUUCUGCGUGCUAACCCCCUCCUGCAGUGUAAAAUGGGCCCAGGUUUCGUUCAUAACUUCCAGGAGAUGACGUAUCUGAAGCCCACAUUCUGCGAACACUGUGCUGGAUUUCUCUGGGGGAUUAUCAAACAGGGCUUUAAGUGCAAAGACUGUGGAGUGAACUGCCAUAAACAGUGCCGAGAACUGUUGGUUUUGGCGUGCCGACGACUUCCUCGUUCCACCUCUCUGGGCAGCGUGUCGCCUGGGGCAACAACACACAGCUCUUUACCCAGUAGCCCCUCACUGCCCACCUGUAAAGACGAGGUAUUCGAGUUCCCUAGUGUGUCACCAGUGAGUGGUGGUUCUGAUCUGGAGGGUAAAUCCAUCACUCUGAUGACAGGUUCAGCCCAGCGGAUCUCAGUACGGCUCCAGAGGGCCACCACAAGCCAGGCCACCCAGACUGAGCUGCCCUGGCCGGAACACGGCUGGCCAGCAACAGAGAGCGGAUCCCACACCUUCCCAAAGAUGCGUUACCGGCCACAGCGCAAGUUCUCCAAGAACAAGGGCUUUGCUCGCUGGGAAAAUGAGACACAGAGAGCAGGGACAGGAGCGGGGACGGGAGCGGUGCUGUCGCCAGAGGGAAGGGCUGAGUCACCAAAGGGAGGAGCAGCAGAGAACCACAGAGACUCGCAGGAACAGACAGAGGAGUCAUAUCAAAAUGGGGUUACAAUACACCAAGAGAAGAUAGAGCCUGCAGAGAUCAGCUGACUUGACACCAGCGAGGUCCUGGGUAGGACCUCACCGCGGCCUUCAGGUCCACGCCACAGGAAGCUCUCCUCUCUGGGGGAUGUGUUUGGCUGUCUCUGGCCCCUGUUUGAUACAGAGGAUUAGGGCCUCUCAGCGAGGCCUUCAGCCAGAUGGAGACAUCACAACUGGACCUAAAGAGAGGAAGAGAGAGAGAGAGAGAGAGAGAGAGAGAGAGAGAGAGAGAGAGAGAGAGAGAGAGAGAGAGAGUAGCAUGUUACCUCUGAAGAACUCCAAUUUUUUGGCAAAGGACUGUUGCUGUAGGACAUGUUGGAGGAGCAACUGGACUAUGGUGUACUGACUACAAUGCACAUUGGUAUUUAGGGUUCUGAAUGCUACUUUUGUGUGUGUGUGUGUGUGAGAGAGAGAAAGAGAAAGAGAGAGAGAGAUAGAGAGAGAGAGGAUUUCUAUGAAACUGAGUUAUUGUAUUAUUGUAAAUUCCUGAACACAAGUGUCAGUGGGUAAACAUUCAACUCUUCUGGGGUUUUUCUUUUGUAUAUGUGACAGUGGGAUAAUACGUAAAUAUAUCCCUGUGUGAAGUUGAUUGGAUGGGGAAUGGGCUGAAUUUUAGAGGGACAUUGUGAAUGUGUAAGCACUGGAUGUGUGUUGAUAAGAGUGACUUUUUUCAGUGUAAAACAUCACUGGACUUUGGAUCAAACAGCCACGAGGGGAGUGUAACAGUGCAGCAGCAUAGGGUCUGUAGCACAUGAUGAGAUGAAAUGAUUUUAAAUGUCCCUGAGUUAACAUCAAUAAUAGUCACUAACGCACAAGUUGAGUGACUCACCCUAGAUUUUAGGUGGAUUUUCCAUGAAGCAGGACUCAGCCAGAUCGACUGAGUCAAAAGCAAGAACAGAGGAAUGUUCUUUAGCUGCUUUCCUGUCAGAUAGUUUUGACGUUUGACUAAGUUACCUACAAAUCCUGUUUCAAUAUACCCCAGAGGCAGGUACUUACAACAGAAAGGUUGUAAUUCAUUACACCUUUUUUUUUACCAUAAGUUACAGAGGGAUUCGAAGUUGAAAUCUCAAGUUUCCUUUAUUAAAGCCAAAUGUGAUCAAUAGAAUUCUGGAUUAUGUACUUCAAAGUGUUAAGGGAUUCACAGCUCGUGCUGUCAUUCUGUUUUUGACCAUUUAAAGGUAUCAACAUAUCCAUGUCUCCCGCUUACUUUGAUUCCUGUCACUUCCCAUGUACGCCAGAAUUUGUCUCAUUAUCAUCCAUAUUGAUCAGUGGACCUGGGGUUGACCCCCGUGCUAAUCUAGUGAAUCAGCCUUGGAAUCAGGACUGUAGCCUAGCAACAGAGACAGGGUCAGUGAAUUUACCAUUUGUUUUUAGCAUCCCACCCAGCCCUGAGGGCUGACUGAGAGUCUGUCACUCAUCCCAUCUGUGCUUUGAGGACAGGUGCACUGCUGACCAGGUGUUGGAGUAGUGUUACUGUUGCCAGGCACCAAGAGAAUGACCAGGGGCAGUUUCUCAAUCGCCAAGGAAACGUGAGUUAUGUAAGGGUAGUUGAGCUCCAUCUGUACAGGGAUCACCUUUGACACC